AUAUUAAACAUUCACCGUGGAAUUGUAAAAAAUGGCGGCCUCCAUACAAUCAUUCGGUUCUGGAAAAAAACACCUGUUUGACAACAAUUAUUGUCCAAAAAACUAAUGUCAGUCAAAGAGAACAUGAGGAAUUAUUCUUUAUAUCGGUUUCCUUUACUUAUCAGUAAUGUCAUAGUGGUUUUCAAUUGAAAUAAUGCUCUAUUUUACGAAAUUCCCCUUCGUCCAAAAUUUCCCUAUCCGAAAUCGUUUACUCGAGUACUGUAAAACCAGAUGUUUCAUCCUUUUGUGUUUUUAUUUAUUUAUUUUAAUCGAAAUUGAUAAGACACCACCCGAUAGCUUGUACGGUAUGGGAUGGGUCGCUUUCCCCGUGCGGACUUGCUCACACGACCGGAGGACGCCGACUUUCGGUGAAUAGCUAGUUGCAAUAAUCCAACUCCCAGCUAUAUUGACCCUCCGGGUCGCUGAGCUGUAUGAAUGUACUCAUAAAAUCUCAGAGCAUACAAGAAGAACUAGGUGAAUAGCAUACUAUGACGUCGGACGAAAAUGGCAGAUGACCAAAACAUGAUAUUGGAGGCAGGAUAAAACUGUUCUUGAUGUAUUAUAACUAGAGACAUUGACCAGCCUGCUGACCAGACAACCAACCAGUCAUCAGCCGUUCUGAAUGAGUACAUCCCUGCGGUUCAAACAGCACAACCCAUUCCACCAAGCCGUAUAACAGAUACUGCCAGAGAGCAGCUCAAACAACAAGCGAGCAUGUGCAUCACUGGUCCCAUUACAGAUCCUCUGCUCCUGGAGGUGAGACGUAACCACGUCAUGAAAGACGCCCUAGGCACCUUACGGUACUCACAGAGUGACCUCAGCAGCAAACUGCAGAUCAAGUUCAUUGGUGAGGCCGGUGUUGAUCUCGGUGGUCUCCGUCGCGAGUUCUUCUCCCUCCUUGCAUACCAGUUCAGCCAUUCAGCGCUUACAUCAGGUUCUCCCGGGCGCCUCACAUUAAGAAAGAACUUUGUGGAGCGUGAGAAGAACACCUUCUUCUACCUUGGUCAGCUUGUGGCUCUCUCCAUUCUUCAAGAUGGUCCAGGUCUGCCAGUGUUUGCCGACUGUGUGGUCAACAAGAUACUCAACAUCACAAAUGGUGUCAAUCCAAAUGACCUCAAUCCAGACUUGGUGAAAACACUUGAAGAGAUGACAGAUGCUUCGACUGAACGUGAGCUCCAGGACCUUUAUUUUAGCAUCUAUGACGAGCGAGAGGCAGCAGGGUUUAUCCUGCCAUCUAACAUCUUCAAGAAGGACCACAUCCCCCUCCUGCAGUCGGCCCUUGUUAACAACAUGGUGUUGAACUGCAGAGAUGAACUGGACCAGUUCAUUGAAGGUCUACAAACUCAUGAUGUUCUGACCAUAGUGAGACAGGAGAAGUUGACCUGUCUAUUCAGUGGUGGUAAGCCGCCAGUCACUGUUGCCGAUGUAAGAGGUCUGAUGAACUUUAAAUAUCGCGAAGAUAUCAACCGGGAGGCUGACCGGGAAACUGGCCAGCAGUUUGUUCGGUUCCUUCAGGCGACAAAGGGUGAUGGCGCCACCAUCAACGGCAUUACCCUGAAGCCGAAGGAUGUCCUCAUGUGGAUGUCGGGUUCAACAGAAAUCCCAGCUGUGGGUUUCCACAAGCAGAUUGACAUUGAGUUUGGUGGCGAGGAAAGGGUCAACACUUGUGCACUUUGUGUUACGUUAAAGCAUCUGACGCCUGCUGUUGAGGACCCUGUUUUGUAUUUUACAGAGCGUUUGAUAAACUCAUCAACAUUCGGUGAUAUGUGAUAUUUCUUUAUGUUAUGGAGAUAAGAUCUAAUGUUGAUGAGUUUAUCAAUCGCUCUGUAAAAUACAAGACAAAACUCCUCACCAAACUCGAUGUCUAUUUGCUUGUGGAAAUAAAAAAAAAAAAAAAAAAACGUUUUUGUAUUACUGUUUUUAAGUGUUUUGUAAAUAUUGUAUAAAUAUAUACUGGAGUUAAACAAUUUGUUCAUUAACUAAAGUUGCUGAGCCACAGUUAUCAACAUGUUUCCAAAUAUAGUUUUUCCGUAUUACUUUAGCAAUAUUGUAUUAGUAAACAAGCUUUAAAAAGUUAUGCACAUGUGCCGACUUUCAAAAAAAGUUCUUGCGAACAUAAAUAUUAAACCAGGGCCCGUAUUCAUCAACCAAUUCUUAGACUUAAGUCUAAGAAUAAAGAAUAUUCUUUAAAUAGGAUUAUUAAAAAAUUGCUUUAAUAUUAAGUCAAACUUGACAUUAACUGUCUCUAUCUAAUUCAUUCGUAAUGAAGAAAUUUCCUUUACGGACAUAACCAUCACUGGUUGCCUGUAUGUUUUCAAACCAUGGGCAUAAUUUUCUUGGUUCAAAGUAUAUUCUUAAGUCUAAGAAUGGGUUGGUGAAUACGGGCCCAGAAUGGUACAGGAUCUGUAACUUACCUAAUGUAUAUUUUUUUUCUAUUAGUUUGAGAAUUGAGAUUGUGUCUAUUAGUUUUAGACUUGACAUUGUGUCUAUUAGUUUUAGACUUGACAUUGUGUCUAUUAGUUUUUGAGAUUGUUAUCAAAAUAAACUGUUGCUCUUGAA
This is a messenger RNA of Dreissena polymorpha, 2598 nucleotides long. RefSeq lists its product as uncharacterized. Gene Ontology annotation, molecular function: ubiquitin-protein transferase activity. The transcript is spliced from 6 exons. The coding region runs from base 754 to 1809 and encodes 351 amino acids. NCBI's taxonomy places the organism in Eukaryota, Metazoa, Mollusca, Bivalvia, Myida, Dreissenidae. The record is from RefSeq and is a predicted model, not a curated record.